AUGGCAAGGUUUAGAUAUUUGUCAGCAUCAAGGGAGGUCCUCAAAGGAGCCCUUUUGAUAUUCUGCGUUUACGGGGGAACAGACUAUUCACAGCCAAGAGAGUGGAUAGACUUCGUCAAUAAGCUUGCUGGUGGCAGCCACAUCUACAUAACACAAAUAGGCUUGUACAUGACAGUAAUAACACUGCUUCUGAGCUACUGUGUGAAGCACAUGGGAGCUUUGGCCUUCAAGGAGGUCUAUAGAGACUUUAUCUCAGUCACUCUUCCAAUGGAGGCAUUGGUAACAACAGUCUUCUGGACACUCAACUUCAUAAAUCCAACGCUGUUGAAAAACAGAGAAUUUUACAUGGCAGGCAUUAGAACACCGCUGAUAUGUGAAGUCUCUCUUCACUUAUUUCCUUUUCUUGUCCUCCUUAUAGACCAGGCGGGCGUCGACAUUUACGAGAAAAAGAGGCACUACUUGUUCUUUGGCAUCUUCGGCAUCGUCUACUUCGUCGUCAUCCACCACUUCCAGAAACUUAACGAUUACUGGGUCUAUCCGUUCUUGGGUUACAUGACAAUGCUGAUGAGAGCAGUCUUUGUCUUUGUAGCAAUCCUGCUUGUCAUAUGCUAUUACAAACUGUUUAUGCUGCUCUCCAGGAUCACUAACACAAGAAUGUAUCCCAAGACCCUCAAGAAGAAAUUGCUGUAG
Messenger RNA from Encephalitozoon hellem ATCC 50504, 690 nucleotides. RefSeq lists its product as uncharacterized. NCBI's taxonomy places the organism in Eukaryota, Fungi, Microsporidia, Unikaryonidae. Gene Ontology annotation, cellular component: membrane; endomembrane system. The transcript has a single exon. The record is from RefSeq and is a predicted model, not a curated record. The coding region runs from base 1 to 690 and encodes 229 amino acids.